AAUGUGCGAGCAGCCGCUGAGACACACACACCCAUACUUUGCACACUUGAGCACCGAGGGGUGUGUCGACGCACGUUUUAGUUCCUCAAGGAAGUACAAGUCGUCAGUAUCUCAAGGCGGAGCGCUGAGACGCCAGAGCACAGACUUUUACAAACAUGAAGCGUUGAAGUCCAGCAAGUCCUCGCUGUCAUCCAAUCGCUACUAGAGGAGGACGCCGUCAACUCAGACAAUCAUGGACCACUUCAGCUCCAGGGACACGGCCAUGAAGGUCCAGAAAAAGAUCCUGAGCAGCAUGGCCAACAAGACUUCGGUCCAGAUGUUUAUCGACGACACCACCAGCGAGAUCCUGGACGAGCUCUACCGUGUCUCCAAGGAGUAUUCGGGCAACAAGUCGGAAGCCCAUAAGGUGGUCAAGGACCUGAUCAAGAUUGCCGUUAAAAUCGGCGUCCUGUUCCGCAACAACCGCUUCAGCACCGAGGAACUGGCAAUGGCGCAGGACUUCAAAAAGAAACUGCACCAGGGUGCCAUGACCGCCAUCAGCUUUUACGAGGUGGACUUCACCUUCGACAAAACGGUGAUGUCCGAAAUCCUGUCGGGUUGCCGGGACCUCCUGUUGAAGCUAGUCAACAACCACCUGACGCCCAAAUCCCACGGACGCAUCAACCACGUGUUCAACCAUUACGCCGACCCCGAGCUGCUCACCCGGCUCUACCAGCCCGACGGGCCCUUCCGGGACAACCUGGGCCGCAUCUGCAAGGGACUCAACAAGCUGAUAGAAGACGGGACAAUAUGACAGCCUCCCCCGCUCGGGACAGCACUGACACGCCAAACUCGACAUUGUCCUGCUGCUAAAAGAGCAAGCGUUUGGAGCGAGUCGCUCCACUUGGGAAUAAAACUGCUGGAGGUGGACUGUUUAUUUUUUUUUUAAAUUGUUUUGAGGCGUUGUCGUGACAACAGGUUGGCCUGGAGCUAAGUGGUUCACACUGGUUGGAAAAUAGAAAAUAAUAAGAGUAGAGGCGCAUAGACGAGGCGGUCUGCUGAUAAAAUACUGACCUCUGGUGGUCAACAAGAUUCUUCGGCAAGGGAAAAUAUUGGAGAAGCGUUCAUAAAGCAGCAAAUAUUAAUAAUAUUGAUCAUGAGGAUGGUGAAAAUAAAGCCAAAUAAUCCUGACUGUGACAUUAAUGCUGUGUGUGGUCUCUGCAUUUCAUUAAAUACAUUCAUUUUGUCAUUAAGAGUAUCUCUUUUAAAUUCUGUAUAAUGACAUUAAAUGAAAUGUGAAUCAUAUGGCAUUUUGUUUGUUGUUAUAUUAAUUUAAAUGAUACAUUCUGAAUUUUAGCAUGCAGUGUGUGCAAUUUAUUAAUAUACAGUGGUACCUCUACUUACGUGAUUAAUUGGUUCUAGUAAUUUCGUAACUUGAAAAUUUUGUUAGUAGAGAUACAUUUUUCUUGUAAAUGCCCUAAUCUGUUCCAAGUCCUCCGAAUUCAGACAUAUUUUAUAAUGCAUAAAAAUUAGGGCUGUCA
Corythoichthys intestinalis (scribbled pipefish) is the source of this 1520-nucleotide messenger RNA. It is a transcript of the gene tnfaip8l2b, whose product is annotated as tumor necrosis factor, alpha-induced protein 8-like 2b. The transcript is spliced from 3 exons. Gene Ontology annotation, biological process: regulation of apoptotic process. The record is from RefSeq and is a predicted model, not a curated record. The coding region runs from base 233 to 793 and encodes 186 amino acids. Lineage: Eukaryota; Metazoa; Chordata; Actinopteri; Syngnathiformes; Syngnathidae. Gene Ontology annotation, cellular component: cytoplasm.